Penicillium manginii is the source of this 1599-nucleotide messenger RNA. Its product is annotated as amidase. The record is from RefSeq and is a predicted model, not a curated record. Bases 1 to 1599 code for a protein of 532 amino acids. The transcript is spliced from 6 exons. Lineage: Eukaryota; Fungi; Ascomycota; Eurotiomycetes; Eurotiales; Aspergillaceae.
AUGGCCAUUACAGAGGAUUGGCAGGCGUUGAUAGAUCAAAAACUCAUUCAUCGUGCCUCACAAAUUCCUCAAGAAUGGAAAGUUUCCAGUGAUUUGACCGAACUUGUUCGCCCAGAUACUUCAACUAGUGCCUUUGACUUGUUGCGGAGAACCGCUCUUCUCAGCCCAAGGGAACUUGAAAUCACUGAGACAAACAGUGCCCAAAGUCUCGUUGAAUUGCUUGCAGCUUGUCAAAUUACCUCGUUGGAAGUGACUACCGCUUUCUGCAAGCGGGCUGCCAUUGCACAGCAGCUGACUAACUGCUUGACCGAGAUAUUCUUCGAUCAAGCAAUAGCACGAGCCAAGGAGCUCGAUGAGUACAUUGUGAAGAAUGGACGUCCGAUGGGUCCAUUUCAUGGCCUUCCGAUAAGUCUGAAGGAUACCUUCAUGAUUGAAGGCCAAGCAGCCACGCUUGGCUUUAUUUCCUUCCUCAAGAAGCCAAAUGCUACCAAAAACUCUUCUCUGGUCGAUAUGCUACUCGAGGGAGGCGCAGUAUUGUACGUCAAGACAAACGUGCCUCAGACUCUUUUUACAUGCGAAUCUUAUAAUAGACUUUUCGGUACAACCAUGAAUCCACAUAACCUGAGUCUGACUGCGGGUGGAAGCAGCUCCGGCGAAGGUGCACUAGUAGGUAUCAGAGGAUCUAUCCUAGGUGUUGGGAGUGAUAUUGGCGGUUCGGUAAGAGUCCCGUCUUUAUGCAAUGGUAUCUACGGGUUCAAACCUACCGCGAAUCGCGUGCCGUUUGGAGGCCAGCAAGAAUUGAUUCGAAAAGGAUGGCCGGGAAUUCCCCCUGCUGCUGGGCCACAUGCUCAUUCUGCAGCGGACCUCACUUUCUUCGUUCGAUCGGUCCUUCUUUCUCAGCCAUGGCUGAAAGACUCUACUGCCUUGGCCGUGCAAUGGCGAGAGAUUCCUAAGAAGACACGGCUUACCAUCGGAGUCUUUUUCAAUGACCCGAUGUUUCCGGUUUUCCCUCCAAUAUCCCGUGCAUUGCAAGCUGCGGUAGACAAACUGAAGAGUGCUGGUCAUGACAUCGUGGUUGUGGACGCUCCACCUAUAAUCACAGGUGUAAAAGGAGCGUGUCGCUCCUUUAUGCUGGAUACAAAUGACACGAUCUCAAAGCAUCUAGAGGAGUCAGGGGAAAAUCCGAUUGAGUGUCUCCGCCAAAGCAAUCCAGCAGAUUUCCUUAAGCAAGAUGUAUUUUCACUGGACGACGUGUGGCAAUUUACUGCUGAGCGAGAAGACUACAGAGAAGAAUGGGGCAAGGUAUGGCGAGAAAAUCAGCUCGACGUUCUCCUUUGUCCAGCCUCUCGCGGCACAGCUGUACCUCAUGACAAAUACGGGGCUCCUGUAUACACUUUGAUUUGGAAUUUUCUCGAUUUUCCUGCCAGCGUUAUUCCCUACGAACAUGCCAGCAAAUCACUGGAUACAGAGGAAAUGGAUGAAUUCAACAUUGACGAAGUUGACGGAGCACCUUGCCAUGUACAAAUUGUUGGCUGGCAAUUCCAGGACGAGGAAGUUCUCUCUGCGACGGAGACUAUUGCUGAAGUUCUCAACCCAUGA